Spinacia oleracea (spinach) is the source of this 1477-nucleotide messenger RNA. Its product is annotated as cytochrome b6-f complex subunit 4-like. Gene Ontology annotation, biological process: photosynthetic electron transport chain. Gene Ontology annotation, cellular component: thylakoid membrane. Gene Ontology annotation, molecular function: oxidoreductase activity. The record is from RefSeq and is a predicted model, not a curated record. Lineage: Eukaryota; Viridiplantae; Streptophyta; Magnoliopsida; Caryophyllales; Amaranthaceae.
ACUUUCUAAUGAUACGUAAACAAGGUAUUUCUGGUCCCUUAUAGAAUUAUAGAAUAGAAAAGGUAUAUCAUACCUAUUUGUAAUCAAUCAUUUAUCACUUGAGGGAAGAACAAUAGUAUUUCAUUGCUACAUGUAUGGAUUAUUGAAAAUAAUAAUCCAUGUAUUUGGACAUUUUCCUUCAACUCCAUAAUUUUGUAUUUAGUUAUUUAACAUAACAUCACUAGUUGAAGGUAAUUCUACGAAAUGAAAAUGGAUUAUGGGAGUGUGUGACUUGAACUAUUGAUUAGGCCGUGCAGGUAUAUAUCCUUUUCUGCCACAUUGAAAUUCAUACUCAAAUGUGUCUUUUCAUUUGUCCAACCGCCGUAGAAGUAAGUCCUAUAGAGAGGAUAGGUUGGUUCGUUUGAAGAGAAUCUAUUCUAUGAUCAACCCUGAAUCAUGUGAUGCAUGAACGGGCUCCGUAAGAUCCAGUCGAAUGUGUGAUUUUGCAUGAUAUAAUCUAGAUUUUGUUUAUUACUAAUUUGAAUAGUAUUGAAAUGCAUUCAUUUCCUUUGCAUUGACCUGAUCUAUGAUACUAUCGGAGUGAAACUAGGGAUCUAAAGAACAAUAGAAACUAGGCGAUAUUAGUAACAAGUAAACCCUUUAUUUGUAAUAUAUAUAAUUUUCUAUUUUUAUAGAAAGUCAAAAUCUCCAAGUAUUUUGGAGAUAAACACCAAUCAUAAGGUAUGAGACGACCCGAAAAGCAGUUGAUCAUGAUCAACUUUAUAAGCCUACUUGGGUGUUGAGCAUUUAUUUGUAAGAGCAGAAUUCUUUUCCGUGGAUAAUUACAACUUUGGAAAGUAGGAUUUAAUAAAUAGGUUCUUACAGGGAACCUUUAUAGAUGGAUAAGAUAUAUAUAUUAUGGAUCCAUUUGGUUCUUUUGAUUCUUGCUUGAGCCGGAUGAUGAAAAAUUAUCAUGUCCGGUUCUUUCGGGGGAUGAUGAAUCUAUAAGAAUUCACCUAUCCUAAACAAAAAACCUGACUUGAAUGAUCCUGUAUUAAGGGCUAAAUUAGCGAAAGGUAUGGGGCAUAAUUAUUAUGGGGAGCCCGCGUGGCCUAAUGAUCUUUUAUAUAUUUUUCCUGUAGUAAUUUUAGGUACUAUUGCGUGUAACGUAGGCUUAGCAGUUUUAGAACCAUCAAUGAUUGGCGAGCCGGCGGAUCCAUUUGCAACUCCUUUGGAAAUAUUACCUGAAUGGUAUUUUUUUCCUGUAUUUCAAAUACUUCGUACAGUACCAAAUAAGUUAUUAGGCGUUCUUUUAAUGGCUUCAGUACCUGCGGGAUUAGUAACAGUUCCUUUUUUAGAAAAUGUUAAUAAAUUCCAAAAUCCAUUUCGCCGUCCAGUAGCUACAACUGUCUUUUUGGUUGGUACCGUAGUGGCCCUUUGGUUAGGUAUUGGAGCAACAUUACCUAUUGAUAAAUCCCUAACUUUAGGCCUUUUUUAA